CUCCGAUCGCCUCCCACGUUACGUUACUUAUCUCUUUUAUCUGAUCCAUCUAUCUGAAAUACAUCACACUCUGUAUACCUUGAUCGCGCUCAGUCGCCCUGUGUCGCCUAUAGUUAUUAUUGAAUCACUACUAAUGACUCAUCCGAAUGACGCAUCCAUCCGAACAGUCAUAAGCCCUUCACACAGCGCCCUUUUCUGAUUUUCGCAUACAUCUUGGAUUGCCUUGGUUUCCUUAUCCUAUAGGAUAAUCCUAUCCGCACCCACCGCAAACAACCGUACUACUUAAACACUAGGCUUUCCCCCGGACCUCCCCAUUAUCUCGGACUUACUAGCACCAUAAUUCCGCCAGCACUACCUUGUCCGUUCAACCUCAUAUCGUCGCUAUGGACUCUACCGAAGCCGAGCUCGAAUCUUUCCGUCAGCGGUGGAGAGAAGAAGUAUCUGCCAGAGCGAAGGAUAAGCAGCCACGGUCCGCAAAGCCCGCGCCCUCAAAGACGUCACAGCCAAGCUCGAGUAAGCAUCCCAAGAGCAGCGCACCCGAAACGCCUUUGCAUGCGCGGAUUUCAAGUGAUGAGGUAGACGAGGUGCAGCCUCAUGUCUAUCAAGACUUGGGCGAGAAACAGCAUGGUAGGCGGUUGGAUGAGGGUUCAUCACCCGAAGCAUCUUCUAGUCAAGAACCCAACUCAGCCCUCGACCACUACGAACGUGCCGUGGAGAAGGAGAAACAGGGAAGUUUAGGAGACAGUGUGAAUCUGUAUCGGAAAGCGUUCAAGCUCGACGAUCGAGUCCACGAGUCCUACAAGGCAAAGCAUUAUCCACCUUCAUAUUUUGCAUCUCUUCCGAAAGCACCAAAACCACCCACUCAGCCCCAGAGCCAAUCCUCAACCGCCAGCAAUAAUACUGCUCACCAUUCCCUAGCCGGACUUUCUUCAACUGUGAAGGACUUACUGGAUUCUUUCUCCAACCUCACCAUUCAAGGUCAAGAACCCCCUACGGAAUUUUCGCCACCACCGCCAUGUCCUAUCGCCAGCAUUCCCGAGGAAAUCCUUUCAGAAAUUCUCCUGCAUCUCGCGAUCAAAGACGUAGCAGCCUUCGUCCGCCUCAGCCAAGUUUGCAAGCGCUUCGCAUAUCUCGUAGCAACCGAGGACCGUGUAUGGAAGCGCAUAGCCCUCGGCCAUGAAUACGGAUUCGCAGCCAUGCACUACACAUUCGGCUGCCAGAUCGACGGCAAACCGCUCGGCGACGACGGCGAAGGCGGCUACAUCCUCGGUGACGACGACCUCGACCUCGAGCAAGACUCCACCUCUUCGCUGCCGAGCCCAGAGCUCGUCACGCCUAUGCUCGUCCCCUCGCCCUACCCAACUUAUCUCUCGCUUUUCCGCCGGCGGCCCCGCAUCCGCUUCAACGGCUGUUACAUCUCCACCGUCAACUACACCCGUCCUGGAGCUUCCUCCCCUCUCGCCAUCUCCUGGAACACGCCCAUUCAUAUCGUCACGUACUACAGAUAUCUCCGCUUCUACCGUAAUGGGACGUGCAUUUCGCUGCUGACGACUUCCGAGCCCGCGGACGUCGUCCCUUACCUAUCCAAGGAGCACGUCCACAAGAACCACGCCACACUCCCCACGGCACCCAUGAAGGACGCAAUGGUAGGCCGGUGGCGGUUAAGCGGCCCCGAGAUCCCAGGCUCUGAGGACAGCGAAAAGGAGGGCAUGGUGGUGGUUGAAAAGACGGGCGUUUCGUCAAAGUAUCUUGACAAGAUGGAGUUGAUCAUGGGCAGUGCGGGGAGAGGGGCUCGGAAUAACAAGCUGUCGUGGCAGGCUUAUUGGAGUUACAACAGGCUUACGGAUGAUUGGGCGCCGUACGGACUGAAGAACGACCGGGCUUUCUACUGGAGUCGGGUUAAGAGCUAUGGGAUGGGGCUAGAAGAGGAGACAUCAUGAUAGCACGUAUAUGAAAAGACAUGAAGCCGUAUGUAUCUUUGAUGAUCCACGAACCCCAAUCAAAAAAAAGUGGUUGCAAAAGGUUAUAAUAUUUUCUUUUUUUUUAUUGUGUCCGGGCCGUGUCGACACUAAUGCGC
Molecule: messenger RNA, 2077 nt
Organism: Periconia digitata
Lineage: Eukaryota; Fungi; Ascomycota; Dothideomycetes; Pleosporales; Periconiaceae
Source: the annotation of a GenBank genome assembly